Messenger RNA from Zea mays, 651 nucleotides. Its product is annotated as cystatin 8. Gene Ontology annotation, molecular function: cysteine-type endopeptidase inhibitor activity. The record is from RefSeq and is marked provisional. Lineage: Eukaryota; Viridiplantae; Streptophyta; Magnoliopsida; Poales; Poaceae. The transcript has a single exon. Bases 69 to 452 code for a protein of 127 amino acids.
AUCACUCAAGCCUAUUCUCCAUUGUGGAACCAACAAAUCUCCAAGCUCUCCCAAUUUAGAAACGAGAGAUGGCCAUGACGAUGACCCUCGGUUCCAUGCUCAUCGCCGCCGCCGCAGUUGUCGGCCUGUGCUCCGUCGCUCCCGCUGCAUCAGCGCGCGAGGAGCCACUACAGCCGCAGAUCGUCGGCGGGUGGAAACCGAUCAAGAACGUGAACGACCCCCACGUCCAAGAGAUCGGCCGGUGGGCGGUUUCGGAGCACAUCAAGACGGCCAACGACGGGCUGGGCUUCGGCAGGGUGGUGAGCGGCGAGGAGCAGAUCGUCGCCGGGAAAAACUACAGGCUGCGCAUUCAAGCGACGAAGGUCGGCGGGCAGAAGGCGAUGUACCGUGCGGUGGUGUACGAGCAGCUUACCAACACAAGGCAGCUCCUAUCGUUUGAUCCGGCGAACUGAUCUAAUUAUGGCGUCGCUGGACAACAACGGUUCGAGUCGCCUUCUAGGAUUUCAGAUUAAAAUUCUGCAAGUACCGCGUGUAACAAACCAACUGAUGUGUUGCCCUAGUCAUAUCGUGGAAUUAGAAUAAGAUCCAGCCUAUCUUUAUCUGUUUUUAAUGUUAAAAGGAAAUAAUGAACUCAGAGUCGAGAUAAAAUUA